Molecule: messenger RNA, 565 nt
Organism: Prorocentrum cordatum
Lineage: Eukaryota; Dinophyceae; Prorocentrales; Prorocentraceae
Source: the annotation of a GenBank genome assembly
CACCCCUGCCCCGUCGCGGGCCGCGGACACAGCCGCUUGCUCGCAGCCCAGUCUCUGGCCGCUGUCCAAGGGCAUCGCAGAGGACACAACAGCUGCCCUGGGCGACCGGCGGGGUCCCAGCAACCACAGGCGGGACGGCUCGCUCUUGAGCACCCCUGCCCCGCCGCCGGCCGCGGACACAGCUGCUUGCUCUCUGCGCGGAUCGUGGUCGCCGCCCAAGAGCAUCGACGAGGACACCACCGACUCGGGCUCCACGGCGGCGGACGGAGAGACGUCCUGCGCGGACACCGAGGAGCUCCAGUCUGGGCCGAGGAGUCCCGAGGUGGAUUGCUGGGAGACGGACAAAACAUGGACAGCCGCGACAGUGGCGAAGGACAGCCCAAUGAAGGUUGCGCUUCCGGACGACUCGAAACAAUUCGCGAGUUCGUUGAAUUUUGGCCUUCCUGCUAAGAAGAAGCCAUUGUUUGUGAGCGCGACUGGUGCCCUCAGGUUGGACAUGCAGGCCCCUUUGAAGAAGAGGCCGUCGCCAUUCUUGCUUGAGAACCCACCAUCCGUCGUACAGUGA